This is a messenger RNA of Cyclospora cayetanensis, 984 nucleotides long. RefSeq names its product signal peptide, CUB and EGF-like domain-containing protein 3. Lineage: Eukaryota; Apicomplexa; Conoidasida; Eucoccidiorida; Eimeriidae. The transcript is spliced from 2 exons. The record is from RefSeq and is a predicted model, not a curated record. The coding region runs from base 1 to 984 and encodes 327 amino acids.
AUGCCACCGGCUUCAAGAUUGUCAAAUAAAUCGUGCUCGCAAGGUUUAUGCCUCAUAUUGCCAGCCAGUGGCGUUAGAGAACCAUUACAUGUGUGCUUCGCAGGAGAUAUGUGCCCUCCCGGAGGCUACUGCCUGGCUGGCGCAACAGAAGUCACUCCAUGCUCACCUGGGUUUUACAAUCCUAGAUAUGGUGCUACAUCUGCCGCUGCUUGCUUGCAUUGCCCUUUCGGCUCAUAUUGUAGCGGCAGUGCAGUGACUGAUGGAGGUAUUACGGGACCAUGCAGAGAAGGUUACUACUGUAAAGAAGGGUCAGCGAACGACCAAGCCUAUCCCGCACCACAGGGCUCGUUUGCUCCAAUGCGCAGUAGCAGUCCGAUCCUCUGCUACCCAGGGACAUUUCAAAGCGCUCAGGGCCAGGCCAGCUGUCGUGCAUGUCCUGCUGGAAAGUACUGUCAGAGGAUUGGAAUGACUGAUGGGACGGUGUGCCCAAAAUCAUCAUAUUGUCCAGAGGGGUCUGUAGCCCCUGAACUUUGCCCUGCAGGAACCUAUUCCAGCAAAGAGGGCUCGCAAGUCAGUUCGGAUUGCUCUCCUUGCUCUGAAGGAAAAUAUUGUGGAGCGAAAGGCCUUAUGGCUCCAUCUGGAGCCUGCCAAGCUGGAUUUUACUGCGGCGGAGGAAGCGCCUCAUCUGCUCCACAAGUAACUUUGUAUAUGCCGCCAAAGUUUUGUGCUUGUAGCUCUACCGCGGAAAGGGGCCAGACAAAAGCAGGCAAUAUAGUAGUAGUGUGUGGGCUUUGCGCUUUGUUUAACACAAGCUUCGUAAGUGUUUUUUUUCAGGCCCAAAAUGGGGGUAACCAGGUGUGCCCAGCAGGACACUACUGUCCAGCUGGUAGCCGAGAACCUUCUCCAUGCCCAAAAGGGACCUAUCUUGGUUCACAGCAGGCACAAAGUGAAGCUGCAUGCCUUCCUUGCAAUCCAGGAAUGUGA